GUGCAGGCUCCCGAUCCAGAGUGCCUGUUUUCCUUCCAUGCCGGGGGGAUCCAGGGCAUGGACGUGUCACCGAAAUCCCACCUGAUGGCCACGAUUGCUCUGGACCGUUCAGUCAGAGUUUUUGACUUCCUGUCCAACAGAGAACUGAGCACCAGCCGCUUCUUUCAGGCUGGAACCGCUCUCAUCUGGGCUCCACCUGUGGUGAACCAGGGUGGGGGUUUGCUGGUGACAGGUUUUGACGACGGGGUGGUCCGGUUGCUGGAGCUGUUCGACCCUCAGAGGGUGUCUGCGGUCACCAGGCGCCAAAACAAAGGAGACGCCGGACUUCACCUCAAACAAGCCUUCAAACCCCACAAUGCACCUGUAACUGCUGUGGCGUAUGAGCGAAAUGGAGACAUCUUAGCCACAGGGAGCUCAGACUGCACUGUGUUCUUCUUCACUGUCGGGGAAUCUUACAGUCCCAUCGGCUUUGUCCGUGUUCCUGGGCCGGUGCAGGGGCUGGAGUGGUCCCCUCACUCCCACAGUGAAAACCGGCUGCUCAUCCUGUGUCAGAACGGUUGUGUGGUCGAGGUCCACAGUUCUGAUCUGAAAGCUCAGAAGCCAACGGAGAGCUUUGAGCUGCUGGAGCUGCCUCGUAGAUCCUUCAGGUUCAGGAGCAUCAAAUCUCGAAUCAAGAGAGAGGAGGAAAAGGCAAGACGUCAAGCUGAGAAGGAGAAGAAGAAGAAAGAUUCGUUAAAAGAAUCAAAGCUGGGAGAAGCGGAAGAGGAAGAAGAGGAGGAGGAGGAGGAGGAAGAAGAGUUACCACCCAUCUACAUGCCCCAAACUCCGAGUCCUCUCUACUGUGGCUUCUACUCACAGUCUGGACACUUCUGGCUGUCAAUGGGAGGCUUCGACUCAGGCUUCUUGUAUCACUGUGAGUUCUCUGAGAAGCAGGACGAGGAUCCGGAGCAACGGGAGGAUGAGCCCUUUGACUUCUUACCUAUUGACGAGACAGAUGACGACCCGAUUCGCUCCGUCACCUUCAGCUCCAACAGGCAGAUGUUGCUCUGCGGCAUGCACUCAGGCUCCAUCAGGGUCUACCUGCUGCAGCCCGGGGACCACAGCCUCUCCUCCAUGAAGGCCUGCCGGGCACUCAGUGUUCACGACAACCAUUAUGGACACCUGCGGCACAUUCGCUGUAGCCAUGACGACAACUUUGUGCUGACAGCGGGUGACGACGGUAACAUCUUCUCCUUCAGCUUGCUUCCUCUGGAGGAGCUGCAGAGGAGCCUGCAGAAACAGAGGGCCGAGAUUCCUCCACCCAGGGUUGGUUUUGAAAAACAGCCAUAUGCUCAUGACAUUGAGAACUCUGCAACUGACAGCAUAGCGACGGCGAAACAGAAGCUGGAGAAGGAUCGUCUGCAGCGGGAGGUGGAGCUGAAGAUCACCGCCAAGAGGAGGAAGCUGGACGAGCUCAAGAGGAAGUUCCAACAGGUGCUGAAGGUCAACGAGAGUCUGCCAGAGCACGUUCGCCUGAAGCCUGAG
Messenger RNA from Paralichthys olivaceus (Japanese flounder), 1524 nucleotides. The record is from RefSeq and is a predicted model, not a curated record. Lineage: Eukaryota; Metazoa; Chordata; Actinopteri; Pleuronectiformes; Paralichthyidae.